This is a messenger RNA of Aspergillus pseudotamarii, 288 nucleotides long. RefSeq lists its product as uncharacterized. Gene Ontology annotation, molecular function: calcium ion binding. The record is from RefSeq and is a predicted model, not a curated record. Bases 1 to 288 code for a protein of 95 amino acids. Lineage: Eukaryota; Fungi; Ascomycota; Eurotiomycetes; Eurotiales; Aspergillaceae. The transcript has 5 exons.
AUGGUCAGCACCAAGCUCUACAACACUGUCAUGGAGGGCAGCGACCCCGCCGAUGUUACCUACUCCCUGGACACCAUCAAGGGUCUGCUGCAGGAGUUCAAGGCAAUGGACGGCGAUAACGAUGGACUGGUCGAGUUGGACGUGCUCAAGCAGGCCUACGGCGAACAAGGUGCCGCCGCAUUCGAGGAGUUCUUCGACUCUACUCUCGACAAGCAGGUCUCCUUCACCGAGUUCACCUCUGCCUUCAUCUUCGUGCAGCGCGCUUCUGGCUACCCCAACAAGGCUUAA